AUGGCGGCGGAGGCGGUGGAGAGCCGGAGGGUCUUCGUCAACCACCUCGACUCGUACUGCGGCAGCAACAUCGGCGAGUAUUUAUCCAGAUGUGUUAUUGGGGCAUCACUUGAAAGCACAGAAGAAGAGGAGGUGGAGGAAGAUGAAAAUUAUUCACCUCCUGCUAGCGGGCCGAAGGAGGGUACCAACUACCAAAUAGUGGGUACCCUUUCUAAUCCAGAGAACAUUAAACCACCUUUUGCAGCGGAAACAUAUGCAGUCUCUUCUCAAGAUGAGCUCUUAAGUCACUUGCUUGAGUGUGAUGUUAUUUUAUAUAAUAUCACCGAGGAUGCAAGUCAAAUUGAGGAAGCAACAUGGGCUGCUUCUGCACUACAUACAGAAAUAGAGCAUUUUAGAGCACCUAAGUUAUUCAUCCUCAUUUCCACAAUAAUGAGUUGGGCGAGAAGCAACCUCCCUGACCCUGAAGAUCCUGAGGUUCCUUUUACUGAUGAAGACUAUCGCAGAAGAAAACCUCAUCCUAAUUUUGUGAAUCACAUAAAUGCUGAAAAACUUGUUCUCAAACUUGGGAAAACUAACCAACGUAAAUUUUCAACUUAUGUUGUUGCCUCGGGACAUCAGUAUGGAUCUGGUGAAGGAGUCCUGCACUACUUUUUCAAGUUAUGUUGGCUUAGUGAUACUCCUAAAAUACCUGUUUUUGGAGAUGGAAACAAUUUUAUUCCAACCAUUCAUGUCCUUGAUUUAGCAGCAGUGUUACAAAAUGUAGCAGAACACAGGCCAAAGUCAUACUAUAUACUGGCAAUAGAUGGAUCUAUGCACUCUCUUCAAGAAUUGAUAAAGUGUAUCAGUAAAAAUGUUGGACCAGGAAAAAUUGAGAAGAUUCCGGUAGAGGAUGCAUUCCUGAGCAAAGACUUAACUCAAAUGCAUUUGGAUAUGUUGCUUGUAAACCUGCGAAUGGAAUCUGCGUAUCUGAAAGAGUCGUUCAACAUUAAGUGGGUUUCUCAGGCAGGACUGGUGGAGAACAUUGAACAGAUCAUCAAGGAAUUCAAGCAAAGUCGAGGAUUACUGCCUCUGAAAGUUUACAUUCAUGGUCCUCCUGGUGUUGGCAAAACUAGUGUUGCUGAAGAGCUCUGCAAACAUUACAAGCUACAUCACAUUAAGAUAAGCAACCUGAUUUCUGAAACAAUAGAAAAUCUGGAGAAAGUUGUGGCUUCUAAGGAACAGGAAUCUGAUGAUGUGGGAGAAGAGGAAGAGAUUGAAGAAGAGGAGGAUGAAAAUAUAGAAGAUGUACAGGAGUUAUUAGCUGGAAUAAAAGAAAACAUGGAACAGAAUGCAGGUCAGCUAGAUGAUCAGUAUGUUCUUAAAUUUUUGAAGGAUAAGCUCAAAUCAAUGCCUUGUAGGAAUCAGGGAUAUGUUUUAGAUGGGUUCCCGGAAACCUAUGAGCAAGCACAAGAUCUUUUUAAUUUGGAAAGCGAAGAUGAAGAGGAAGCUAGAGGCAAAAUUCCCAAAUAUGAUAAACUAACGAUACCUGAAUUUGUUAUUUCUUUGACUGCAUCUGAUGAAUUCCUUAUAAACAGAAUAAUAAACCUGCCAGAGAAAAUUGUUGCUGGAACUCAUUAUACCCAGGACCGGUUCCUGCCAUCUCUCAGUCAGUUCAGAGAGAUAAACACGGAUGAUAAGACUGUUCUCAACUAUUUUGAUGAACUUGAAAUACAUCCUCUGCUUAUUGAUGUAGCCAAAUUUGAAGAUCCUGAGAACAGAUUAAUUAUAAAAGAAAUCUCCAAAGAACUUGGGGAGCCUCGGACUUACGGUUUGACAGAUGAAGAAAAGGAGAUUUUGGAACGCAAGGCAGCUGAGGAGCGCCUUGUCAAAGAAGCUCAAGAAAAAGCUGAACGAGAGCGUAAAGAAGCUGAAGAAAGGGCUGAAAGGAUGGCAGAUUGGGAGGAAUGGAGCAAAACUCGUGAAGAAGUGAAAAGACAAGAACAAGAGUUAUUGGAGGCCCAGUCCCUUCCACUACGAAACUAUUUAAUGGCGAAUGUCAUGCCAACACUUAUCCAAGGGAUAAAUGAAUGCUGUAGGAUCAGACCAGAUAAUCCAGUCAAUUUUCUGGCAGAGUAUCUCUUGAAGGUUUGUCCUGAUAUUGAAUGAGAUAAAUAUUGAAUCCUAACAGCUGUUGAUAUUG
This is a messenger RNA of Calypte anna (Anna's hummingbird), 2179 nucleotides long. It is a transcript of the gene AK7, whose product is annotated as adenylate kinase 7. NCBI's taxonomy places the organism in Eukaryota, Metazoa, Chordata, Aves, Apodiformes, Trochilidae. The transcript has 18 exons. Gene Ontology annotation, cellular component: cytoplasm. The coding region runs from base 1 to 2145 and encodes 714 amino acids. Gene Ontology annotation, biological process: nucleobase-containing compound metabolic process. Gene Ontology annotation, molecular function: ATP binding; AMP kinase activity. The record is from RefSeq and is a predicted model, not a curated record.